UGGCAGUUCAUAUUUUAUGCUGAGCCAUUAAAUCAAAAAAUAUCUUAUGGAUCAUCAAAGAGAAAAAAUUUAAUAUAUAAAAAAAGCUAUUCUACUCCCACAAAGUUCUAGAAAGAAAAAAGUUAUACCAUUGUGCUAUCAUACAAAAGAUACUUUCAAAAAUUUCCUUUUUUAUUUUUCUUUACAAACUAAAUAAUAAAAAGAAAGUAAUUGGAGUUCUUUUGUUCUUCAUUUCUAAUUUCUAAAUUCAUGGGUUGUUGGUGGACCCGUCAAACAACUUCCCUUCUACCAAACACUCUUCAGUAUGCUUCCUUUGAUGAACACUUUCCGUCGGGUUCCAUUUUCUCCAAGUUUCUUUAAAUUUGCUGCAAUUCCUCGUAGAGGAUAUGCUCAAGCUGCUCAAAAAAAUGAAAAGUUGAUUCUGUCCAUGGCUUUGCCCUACCGAACCGUCUUUGACAAGGUACCUGUGACUCAGGUCGAUCUUCCCACUGAGGAUGGUGAAAUGGGUGUUUUAAAAGAUCACGUACCCAUGGUGCAAUGUUUGCGUCCUGGUGUUAUCCAGAUUACGGAUGAAUCUAACGCUGUUUCCAAGUACUUCGUUUCUGGUGGUUUUGCCGUCCAACAACCCUCGAAUGAGCUUUCUGUAACUUCCCCCGAAGCCUUUAAGUUGGAGGACUUUUCUUCUUCUGUCGUUACUCAAUUGCUCGAGAAGUACAGAGCUGAAGCUGCCUCCUCGGAUGAAAAGGUUGCUGCUGAAGCUUCGAUUCGCGUAGGAGUUUUGGAAACCCUUUCUGGUGCUUUAAAAUAAAUUUUUGCCCAUGAAUAACCUUCUCUUUUAAGUCAUCGCUAUUGUGAGAAAACAUGUAAGCACAGAGGCACUUAUAAUUGAUUUGUUUGGUUAUAAAGAGUUUAUGAACUCUCGUCUCUGGGUUAUAGCUUACAACCUUAUUCUAUCUUUUUACUUUUUUUUAACUAGCUCCCUUCUCAUUGAUUAUGACUUAUAGUCUAUGAAUAAUAUAUCAACACCUAGGUUUUCCCAUCUAAAUAAGGAAAGUCUUUCAAAAUAGUCUUGAAUGGGAAUAUCCCUUUGUAAGGUA
Schizosaccharomyces octosporus yFS286 is the source of this 1097-nucleotide messenger RNA. RefSeq names its product F1-ATPase delta subunit. Bases 305 to 808 code for a protein of 167 amino acids. Gene Ontology annotation, biological process: proton motive force-driven ATP synthesis. The record is from RefSeq and is a predicted model, not a curated record. Lineage: Eukaryota; Fungi; Ascomycota; Schizosaccharomycetes; Schizosaccharomycetales; Schizosaccharomycetaceae. The transcript has a single exon. Gene Ontology annotation, molecular function: proton-transporting ATP synthase activity, rotational mechanism.